AUGUCUCAAAACGACACAGCUGCAACGCUGAAUAUCGCUCUGCAAAACCAGACGUCAUCCAGCACGGUCUAUGCAUACAUCACAGGCCAAGCUAUCGACAAUAAAAACGCCCUCUUCCUCUUGCAAUCCGAUGGCAAAACAGCUUACUACCCAACCUCCCCGUCAGGCACCAUGUCCGCCCUGGGAGCAAACUGCGCCAUUCCUCUCGGUGCACCAGGAAGCACAGUCACCGUCACAAUCCCCCACUUAGCUGGCGCUCGAUUAUGGUUUGUGCGAGACGAUACUCUGACCUUUUACUUGAACCCCGGCCCAGCUUUGGUGGAACCUUCAUCUUCCAACACGGCUGAUGCAAACUACAAUAAGUUCUGGGACUUUUGCGAGUUCACAUAUAACAGCUUACAGCUAUAUGUGAAUAUCUCCUAUGUAGACUUUGUGUCUCUUCCGAUAUCGUUGACUCUAACCAAUACGUCGAAUCAAACACAACAUGUCACGGGAAUGCCUUCAAGUGGUCUUGAUACUAUAUGCUCCGGUCUGAAUGAUCAACAGUCCAAGGACAACGCUGGCUGGAACCAGCUCAUUGUUCAGAAGAACGGCGCAAAUCUGAGAGCCAAUAGUCCCAACACCGGUAUUUCGAUCAACAAUUCUCUGUUUUCGGGAUAUUACCAGCCAUACGUGGAUCAAGUGUGGUCUCAGUACUCCAACUCGACAUUGACUGUCAACACGCAAAUAGAUUCUGGGAACGUGGCUGGAACAGUGUCAAACGGUACAUUCAACUUUGGAAAUGGAGCAGCGACAUACACCAAACCUUCUGCAGCAGAUAUCUUUAGUUGCAGCAGCGGCCCAUUUGCGGUGACUGGAGAUCAGGUCAAGGACGAUAUCACUGCUCGAUUAACAGCUGCCUUGAACCGAUCGACACUGCUAGUCAACAGCAACACUCCAGAAGGUGAAGAUGCGUCCAAGUACUAUCAAAACCCUAUUACCAACCAUUACGCUCGUAUUGUGCAUGCUGCCAAUCUCGAUCGUCGAGGGUAUACUUUUCCCUACGAUGAUGUUGCGCCUUCGAAUGGAGCAGAUCAGUCUGGGAGUAUACAUGAUCCAAAUCCGCAGUUACUUACUGUUGCGGUUGGGGGAGGAAAUGCUGCGGCAGGUAGUAAUACCCCGAGCAGGGUUGCACCACGGACUGGAAAUCAGGAUUCUGCUCGAAGAAUGAUACCGACUUUCUUUUCUCAGAUCUCAUUUACCGAACAGUGA
Talaromyces stipitatus ATCC 10500 is the source of this 1251-nucleotide messenger RNA. Its product is annotated as glucan endo-1,3-beta-glucosidase precursor, putative. Lineage: Eukaryota; Fungi; Ascomycota; Eurotiomycetes; Eurotiales; Trichocomaceae. The transcript is spliced from 2 exons. The record is from RefSeq and is a predicted model, not a curated record. Bases 1 to 1251 code for a protein of 416 amino acids.